Molecule: messenger RNA, 165 nt
Organism: Cucurbitaria berberidis CBS 394.84
Lineage: Eukaryota; Fungi; Ascomycota; Dothideomycetes; Pleosporales; Cucurbitariaceae
Exons: 1
Coding region: 1-165 (54 amino acids)
Source: RefSeq, a predicted model, not a curated record
AUGGCCGCCCCAGCAAACUGCCAACACAACUUCAAGAUGAUCAAGUCCGACACCACCAUCAUGCUCUGGAACUGCAACAUGUGCCAUUCAGGCCCUCAUUCCUUCAUAUAUGAGUGCCAGAACUGCAAGCUCAAGACGUGUCGGCCAUGCACAGCCAAAGCAUAG